Molecule: messenger RNA, 5396 nt
Organism: Gorilla gorilla gorilla (western lowland gorilla)
Lineage: Eukaryota; Metazoa; Chordata; Mammalia; Primates; Hominidae
Gene: RNF141
Product: ring finger protein 141
Exons: 6
Coding region: 1708-2400 (230 amino acids)
Biological process (GO): protein autoubiquitination
Molecular function (GO): ubiquitin-protein transferase activity
Source: RefSeq, a predicted model, not a curated record
UAAGAGAUAUUUAAAAAUUUUCCAUUUCUAAUUGUUCAUUGCUAGUAUAUAGAAAUACAACUGAUUUUUGUAUAUUUGAUUUUGUAUCUCGCAACUUUUGUAAACUCACUUAUUAGUUCUAGCAGCUUUUUUGUAGUAUUCCACAAUUUUCUUAUGCAAAUAAAUGCAGUGCUACAACUUCCUUUCCAACUUGGAUGACUUUUAUAUAUUUGUCUUUUUUUAUUUCAUUGACCAGAACUUCCAAUACAAUGUUUAAUUGCAGGCAAUCUUUACAGAGUAAUAUUUCUAACUCCCAGGCCCGGAUUAGGCUGAACUAUGGAAUCUUGUUGAAUUUGAUAUCUUUUGGAAUUUAUUAAAUCAUUAUUUAUACUUCAUUUUUAAGCUUUUCCCUUUUCCAGUGUUCAAAUAUUCAUCAAAUGUUCAAAUAUUGAACAACUACCAUGCUGGUUGUCAGGGAAAUAAUGGUGCACAAACAGGCAUGGACCUAGCACUAAUGAAGUCUUACCGUACUACCGAGGCAGUUUAAAACAGGAAUUAAAAACACAGGUUCAGGGUUCUGUCUGCUUGGGUUUGAAUCUGGCUCUGCUCCUUAAUGGUUGUUUGACCUUGGAAAAGUUAAUCGACUUUGCUAAGCCUGUGUCUUAGUGAAGGUAUUAAUAAUACCUACUCACAGGAUUGCUGUGAAGAUUAAACGAAUUAAUACCUUUAAAGUCCUUAAAAUACGGUUUGACAUAUAGUAAAUGGUCAAAGAGUAUUAUUAUUAGAGGGAAGAAUUAGCUCUUCACAAGGUGAAUCUACAAGUGACUGGUGAAGGAGGGGUGUCCAAACAAGAAACAUAAAAACCAGUUUAACUGCUAAGCAUAGAGGCAGCAGUGUCAGCUGUACCUGGGUUAGAAUCCUUGCUCUGCUGUUUAUUGUCUAGGCAACUUUGAGCAGACGACUUAAACAAGAGCAAUGCCUGUAAAGUGCCUAGUGCAGUAUUUGGCACACAACAGAUGCUUAAAAGACAGCAAUUAUUGAUUCAGACGUCCCGCAGAGCAGUAAUAUCACUAACGUGUUCAUCAUCAUAUAUAUCAUUUAUCAAAGCUCAGGAUUUUGAACCUUGUAAUUACUUUUCAUACAUUCUCUUAUGCUUAACAACUCGGCUAGGUGAACACAAUCUAUUUCCUCAUAAAGAAACAAGAUGACCUUUGUGUAUCUAUGAUCAGUGGGGAGGCUGGAGGUCUGGGAAGUGGUACCUUGGAGCCCAACUGUUGACCAAACCAGGGCUCUCAGUGCGGCCUUGGUCGCCAGCGGGGCGCUCGACUUUCCGCUCCGGAGAUGGCACCAGGAGAGAUGGGAGUCUGCCAGGCCGUUUCCAUGGCCACCUCAUGAAGUCCCUGCUCCGGGAGCGUGACAGGCGAGACUCUCCUUCGCCGCCACCUCUCGGUCUCAGAUGACCAUCUGGGCUCGAAAGCCCUCAGGAGCUGCGGAGCGCGGGUCGGUAGGGGCGCUGCAGAGGAAGGUUGGGCGCCGUCUCCAGGCAACGCGCGGGGGGCGGGGCUUUGCGUCACAGAGGUGCGACCGGGUCCCGGCCUGAGUCGCCGCCACCCGCAGGUCUGAGCUGUGGACUGAGGCGGCGCAGCCGCUGCCGCAGGGUGCGCGAUGCCUUGAACCUGGGAAACUAUGUGAAGCAACACUCUGGAUUUUGAAAGACAUCUUUUCAUCAUGGGACAGCAAAUUUCGGAUCAGACACAGUUGGUUAUUAACAAGUUACCAGAAAAAGUAGCAAAACAUGUUACAUUGGUUCGAGAGAGUGGCUCCUUAACUUAUGAAGAAUUUCUUGGGAGAGUAGCUGAGCUUAAUGAUGUAACGGCUAAAGUGGCUUCUGGCCAGGAAAAACAUCUUCUCUUUGAGGUACAACCUGGGUCUGAUUCCUCUGCUUUUUGGAAAGUGGUUGUACGGGUGGUCUGUACCAAGAUUAACAAAAGCAGUGGCAUUGUGGAGGCAUCACGAAUCAUGAAUUUAUACCAGUUUAUUCAACUUUAUAAAGAUAUCACAAGUCAAGCAGCAGGAGUAUUGGCACAGAGCUCCACCUCUGAAGAACCUGAUGAAAACUCAUCCUCUGUAACAUCUUGUCAGGCUAGUCUUUGGAUGGGAAGGGUGAAGCAGCUGACCGAUGAGGAGGAGUGUUGUAUCUGCAUGGAUGGGCGGGCUGACCUCAUCCUGCCUUGUGCUCACAGCUUUUGUCAGAAGUGUAUUGAUAAAUGGAGUGAUCGACACAGGAAUUGCCCUAUUUGUCGCCUACAGAUGACUGGAGCAAAUGAAUCUUGGGUGGUAUCAGAUGCACCCACUGAAGAUGAUAUGGCUAACUAUAUUCUUAACAUGGCUGAUGAGGCAGGCCAGCCCCACAGGCCAUGACCUUGAAGUGAAAGUCUUCUGUUGCUAUUGUGGGCUCAAAUAUUUGGUCGUGGGGGAAGAAUGUAGGGUUGUGGCACUGGCACAGACACAGAAAAAUCCAUUUUCCCCACUCUUUUAUUUUUGCUAUUCUGAUCAUUUGUCCCCCUUUUAAAAAUAAACUUCCCAUGUCUUCCAUUUGUGGUACUAAAAUUUGCUACUGUUUUAGACCAUAUUUUCCUAUUAUUUAUCUGUUCAAAUUUGUAUUAUUACAACUAAUAACUCUUGAAUUCUUUGCUAAAGGUAACAGCAACACUUCCAGAGGCUUCUGAAACACUACUGUUUUGCAGGGCAGGAGUAUUCUGGAAUCCUUUUACUUAGAUAUAAAAUAAACCUCGAAUAUUAAAAAGUUGUAGCCAUCUGAGAGAGGAAAGUUUAAGUGACUGAAAAUGUAGAAUACUUCAACGUGCAUGUUACUACUUAAAACUAGUCUUUCUGCUGGAAUCUAAGGAGUAUAUAUAUAUAUAUGCCCCCUUGUGGUUAAUUAUUGCUCCUUUAAUAAUUUUUACUUGAAAUGAUCCACAAUUAUUUCAUAACUUUAGCAGUGUGUUUUGGAACUACUGUACUUAAAGGUUUGUUUGUUUGUUUGUUUUUGCCAUACUGUAUAAUUUGGGUGAGGUCUACAAAAUUGGGUGUGACUUUCCUUUGCAAAUGGAUUUCUCUUGGGGAAUUUUCUUGGCUGUUCUGGAAAUGCUUUCCCACAGCUGGGUAACUGUUCUAAAUGGCUUUGAUAAUGCUCACACAUCUUGGAGUUUCAGAAGGAAAUUAUUCUGCAUCACAAAUACUAAAUUUUAUAUUUCUAAAUUACUAUAGGUCAUUUAAUAUUGGUUUAUGGUGCUUUUAUUUCCUUAACUUGAAAACAUCUUUCUGAGAUUUCAGAGUCCUCAAAUUUCUUAGAUUAAGAGACAAGAGGCCAGUGCAGUGGUUCACACCUGUAAUCCCAGCACUUUGGGAGGCCAAGGUGGGCGGAUCAUUUGAGGUUAGGAGUUUGAGACCAGCCUGGCCAACAUGGCGAAACCCUGUCUCUACUAAAAUACAAAAAUUAGCUGGGCAUGGUGGCAGGUGCCUGUAAUCUCAGCUACUCGGGAGGCUGAGGCAGAAUUGCUUGAACCCAGGAGGUGGAGGUUGCAGUGAGCCGAGAUCACACCACUGCACUCCAGCCUGGGAGACAGAACGAGACUCCUAAUCAAAAAAAAAAAAAAAAAAGACAAGAAAAUAGAGUGAGGCUUUUUUACCGUAUAUACAUAAAAUACUUAUGAAAAUUAGAUAAUUUGGCAUUCUUACUGUUUCACUGUACUUCCAUUGAAAUACUCUUUCCAUUAAAAUAUUCUGAAAGAAUAUAGUAAUAAUGGAAUUGUGAUCUUCAGUUGCACCUCAACCAUUUUUUUUGCUUAUGAACUAAAAUUUCUAACAUUAACAUUUCAGCAUGUAAUAAAACAAGGGCCCAUCUCCUUUAAAAUUUAACAUUCCAUGUAACUUUUCUGACUUAUCAUUCAUAAGUUGCAAAUAUUACUAUUUUCCUAAACCAGGGUACACAAUUUAAGUUGCCACUUAUUGAUGACAGAAUUUCUGGAUAGUAGGAUUUUAAUAGGCGAUCAAAUAAAAUUCAAAUCAAUUUCAAGGAAAAACAUCUGGCCAGGGGUAGCUUGAUUUCGCCCCCAAAAAUACUGAAGACUAAUCCAUUGACAUUCAUAAUGGGACAGCUAAGUACCAAAUAGCUAACUACUCCCUGUGGAGGUUUAUGCAAGCAGAGUGCCAGGGGUUCCAUCAUAUCAACCUGGCAAUGCACUUAGUGGUUGUGUGACCUUGAGAAAGUCUCUUACUCUUGUUGAUGUGUUCUUACUUUAGAAACUGAGACUUUAUUUGUGGUUUUCACACUAUUUCAGCAGCAAAAACUUUUUCAAGGAAAAUCUUACAGAACCUUUAAACACGUGUGCAUACACACAUACCCUAUACCCCACUAUAUAAAAGUCAUAUUAUUAUACAUUUCCUUAUUAUAUAAACUUUAUAUACUAUAAAUGUGAUUAAGUCAAUGAAUAAAAACAUUAAUGCAUUGGUGAUAUCCAGCAUGUUUGAAUUUGGUGAGUAACACACAUAUAGUGGGAGUCGUUUUUUUAAAAAAAUUUUUUAAUUAAAUUCAAGUCAAAUUUGCAGAACCCUGUAUCUCCUCCAUAGAUUCUUAGUAUUCCAUGGAACAUAUUUUGAAAACCUUGGGAUAGAUGAUCCACUGAAAUCUUUUCCAGCUCUAAGAUUUUAAAUUGUCCUUUCAGAUUAGACUUGCUGAGUUUAAUUCAGAUUACCUAAUUUUAAAAUGUUUCUGAAAAGUGAACAGAGUUACCUUACAGAGUUUUGGAUCUUUCCAGGGAUAGCCAAUGAUUUUAUCCCCCAGAAUCCUUCACCUUUCAAGGAAUUAUUUAACAAUGAGCCCAGUGACCCAAUAGGGCCCAAACCUUUUUAUUUUACAAUAUGAGCUCCAAGACACUUACUGAUCUACUGUGAAUAUAAAAUGUUAUUAGCCUUAUCAAAUAAAUAAAUGAGCACAGCUCUUUGUUCGCUCUAUUAAACUGGGUGAUAAUUAUUUAGAUGUGAAUGUUAGGUCAGUUCUACUACUGUAAUAACUAAUCGUAAAAGUUGUAAAUUUGUUUAAUGGAUGAAAUGUACACUUUUUGUAUUCUGUACAGCUUUGUCUUUUUUAAAUAUGAAGUACUUAAAUGUACUUACUAUGAUAGGAAAUAUAAUGUGUGCCUUCUAGGAUUUGUGAAGUGGUUUCAUGAACUCUAAGGAAUUUGUUUUCCCUAUCCUAACUCAGUAACAGAGGGUUUACUCCGAUUAUGUAUAGAACCUUAGUUUGAGAAAAUGAAUUUUACUAUGUACUGAAUUUAGAGGUUGAGAAUAAUAGGAUCUGUGUUAUUCUUAGUACCCACUGAUAAAUUGUGCAAUAAAUAAUCUUUCGCAAGUAA